This is a messenger RNA of Heterobilharzia americana, 1803 nucleotides long. The record is from the annotation of a GenBank genome assembly. Lineage: Eukaryota; Metazoa; Platyhelminthes; Trematoda; Strigeidida; Schistosomatidae.
GAAAUAUCUAAAAUACAUCAUUUUUCCAAAUCUCGAAUCAUAUUCAUCUUCAAAAAACCAUUUCAAUGAACAAAUAUAAUAAUUCAUGUUUAUAUAUUCACGUUUUUAAUGUUUAAAGUGACAUUUGACUUGAUAGUCGAUGAAACCUCCAGAAAUCCCACUGUUAGGACGUGUAAUUAUCACCUUUGUUGUAAGUAUACUGGUGAUUUUUUCUGCAUUAGGUAAUAGCCUUGUUUUAUGUCUACUGAAUAAAAGGCGUACACCUUCACGAAUAGUAAAUUGUUGUGAGAAACAAAAUUCAUCACCGUCAUCACUUCAGGUUUCUGGAGUAAAACUUGGAAAACGUUCGGUUACGUAUACAUUUUUAGUUAAUCUAAGCAUAUCUGACUUAUUGCAUAUACUGAUUUGUGCCCCAUUCACCUUAAUUGCAGAUUUUUUACUGAUUUAUUGGCCUUUUGGCGACUUUUUCUGUCGUCUAGUCAAUUAUUUACAAGGUGUUGUUGUUUUUCUAUGCGCAUUUACACAUGUCAUAAUAUCAAUUGAUCGGUUAACUGCAAUUCGAUGUCCUAUCUGGCGAAGACGAAAAUUGUCCGUUAGAAAUGCUCAGAUGAUAUUAUGCUUUAUAUGGUUGUGUGCAAUGAUUAUCCCGAUACCAAGUUUAAUUGUUUGUAAAAUAGUUACUGAUGAGUAUGGAUUGACCCAUUGUCAAGAAGUUUGGCCUGAAGAUCCCACUGACCUUAAUUGGAUAAUAAGCGCUAAUCGAUCGAAUUCAAGUUACGCAACAAAAGAACCCAUAUUACCACCUAUUUCUACAUCAUCACAUCAGAUGAAUCAUCAAGAUUAUAAUGUAUCAAAUCAAGUUUCUUUGGAACUAAUCUAUAACUGGUUGGUUAUGCUACUGCAGUAUAUGGUACCAUUAUCAGUUAUUAUCGUGACAUAUUCAGCUAUUGUUUAUCAAGUGUGGAUGUCAGCUGCACCUGGAGAAGGAAAUAUACAAAGGGAUAAAAGAAGCAGGGCAAGCAAAAAGAAGCUUAUCAAGAUGGUGAUCACUGUUGCCUCUUUAUAUGCAAUCUCUCAGUUACCUAGACAUUUGAUUUACCUUAUUACAAUGAAUAAACCCGACGCAUUUCAAAGAGAUACAAUUAUUUAUACUUGGUUAUUAUGCCAGUUAAGUGCUUGGUCAGCUACAUGCUACAAUCCUAUAGUGUACAUAUGGAUGAGUCGUACAUUUCGAAGUGGACUAUUUGAAGUUUUCAAUAAUUUAUGUUUUUGUUUUAAUGGAUGUAGACGCAUACAUAAUAAAUCACGACAAUACAAUACUCACUGUGAUAGACGCCGUUACCAACGCAACAGUCAAAAUUCUCAUUCACUUCAUCAAGACUGUUUUCAUUCAUUUCAGACUACUACUCAUAAUUACAUUAGUAGCAACAAUGAAAAUAGAAAAAUUAGUCAUGAUGUGGAGGAUGUAGAAGCUGAUAUAAUUGAUGAAGAAUUGUCAUCUGAUCAGACUGAGAAUAUUAAAAUGAAAGUUGUAAAAUAAUGCAACAGUUGCUUUAAAUAUGACUGCGAAGAUGAAUGUCAGAUGUUAAAUUGAUGGUAAAGUGAAUGAAAUUUCCAGAUGAACGCAAUCCAACAACAGAAUCAUAAAAAUUAUUACAUUUUAGAAAGAUACUUAUGCACUCAACUACUUUAUUUUUAUUCUAAUCAACUUGUUUUUCCACCGUUUAUUUGGGAAAAUGACAGGUGAAUAACUUUGUACAUAAUAUUUAUGAUAAGUAUGAAUGACGAAGUUUUGCUUCCUAA